AUGUCUGGCCCGUACCUCUCGCCGGCCCUCCCGCGCCGGCCUCGCUCAAGCUCCGGCAGCUCCACGGCCGCGACCGCGCAACGAUUCAUCGCGGCCACGUUUGGGAGCCGCAACCGUCCCAGCACGAGCGACGGACACUCUUCCAUGAGCCACCAUGUCAACUCAAUACACAAAUAUGUCAACGGCUCUUCCGCGCAUCCUUCUAGUCAAGUUCAUCCCUUUCAGGACCUCAACUCUGGCGCCGCGGUGCCUUCGUCGUCACUCCUGAUCACGGACGACGGCGACGAGGGACCGGAGUGCCCCAUCUGUGUGGAGCCCCUCAGCCAUCGCUUGCAGGGUGAAAAGGCGCAUGUGACCCCAGUCUGCGGCCAUCAGCUACGUGAGUGCUCCACCUCGGGUGUUCGAUGGCUCGGUGUUGGGGGACCGCCGAUCAGCGAGGGCUGAAAAGUCCCGACAAGGCAGUCGGCAAAUAUGCGACUUCGGGCCGGGAUUGCGGAGUCCAAUGGCUCUACAUGCAGAAGUUCAAAGCUGACACCUUUUGUCUUUCUAAAAAUGCAGAUCACGAGUGCUUUAGGUGAGUGUCCCGAGCCCCCUUGGUGGAAGAUAGGAGAGAGUCCCGCCUGAUCAUGAUUCUAACGCUUCACCCGACGAAUAUCUGCACUUUGACACAGACAGGUGUACGGCGAUGUGACACAAGCAAGACUGAGGAAAGCAUCUCUGGGACUGUGUGGCAUAUGUCGGUCUGACAUGAGAUUGGACGAAUCGGGUGACUGCGGGCCGGUGCGCAAGAACAGUGAGUGGUCUGCCAGUUGACUCCCUUGACCUGAAGUCUUCAUGCUGACGAGAUAGACUAAUUCUCGCAGAGUUUGCGGCACUUACUGGAACUGGACCGCUCGGUGGUGACGCCGACAGCAUGCUAUCUUCCGCUCUUGGUUCCCGUCGCUCCGAACACGGUCAAGAAGACGACGAUCUGGUCCAGAUCCCUCUCGGAGGGGAACUCGAAACACCAUUACACUCCGCUCGUACAAGCCAGGGUACCACGAGCAGUAGUGGUACGUUGCUCGGCCGGCGAGAGAGCUCGACGACCGCGAAACCAGCUCCCUCAAUCAGUGGCCGCAGCCCGCGCGGCUUUCAUCUCGGCCAAGACAUCAUACAACCUGUAAUCUCGGUUCGCGCAGAGCAUCCGGCCAUUGUGCGCGGAGGAUGGGAGGAUUCUGACAAGCACCAUCUGACCUGCAUGGUCACCAUCGAGAUGCCUUCGCGCUGGCCCACGCCGGACCCGAGAUCGGUGUACCUCCCCCCAGGUCCACUUGAAGAGGGUCGUCCACUUCAUACGCGGAGUGGUUCGGGGUUGUACGCUCAGCCGCAUGGAGACGCUAGCCAUUCAAGGUCGAAUUCGGGACAGUCUUGGAUGGGUCCGCAUGAAAGAGCGCUGUCGUCUCCGCCGUCCUCGAUCCACUCAGCCUUCGCCUUCGCCUCGACGAUGGCGACCAACACGGAGCACGAUAACCAUGAGAUGAACGAGCAGGUGCAAGACCUGAAGACGCGCAUGACGGAUUGGAAGGGGCACUCGCUCGAUGAGUUUGGCGCGCUGAAGUUGUUCAACUUGAUCAGCGUGCGCAAAGACGCCAAUACCCGAGAUUUCCUCGUCUAUGUGAGUACCGACCGGCAGCCUUGGCCAGUACCCCGGCCGAUGACUAGACCUGACCCAGCCUGAGGGCCUGAUGCUCUACAGCUCUUCUCCGAGGCUAUUAUCUUUGUGAACGAAGAGCACAGGCGGGGCCUGGCGCACAAGAUCGUUGAUGGCUUGUCGGGUCAAGGCGACAGACUUCGUCUCAAAGGUCGCGUCUACGUCCGACACAUCGAUUUGGUGGUCGACACCUCAAGUAUGACCACUUACUCGCUGACAGUGAUCAUGAGUGACGAUGCUCUUGACGAAUGUGAGCUUGAUCAAAAUUAUGCGGUAUGACGGGUGAAGUCCGUGAGCUGACGAGACCUGGCCAUCACUGCGCAGUCGUGCUGACGUUCCGCGACCGUAUGACGCUGGAAAGAUGGCAAAAAUACCUGACUUCACUGAUUAAUUGCCACAAGCUACCAACCAGUCCCAACUAUCAUUUGCAAAGUGCACCACCACCGGCACCAAGCUCAGGGGCUCGCUCACGCGCGAUGGUGAACUCAUCUUCCAACGAGUCCAACUCGAGUGCGGGAGGUUCAGCAGAGUCGUGGGGAACAGGGGGUUAUCGUUCCUCCUCAUCGGGCUUCACUCGCACUGGUGGAACCGCACCUUCGACCGUUGGAUCGUGCAUGAUUCCCGAGGAAGGAUCGACUAGUCCCAGACCGAGAACUCGUGCGCAGUCGAGCGACUACCCCUCUAAUAUCUCGGUCGCAGCACUCUCCCUCGCCGGCCCUCGAGAAUUUACUUCACUGGACCUUAUGCUCAUUCUCUCAGUCCCCGUAUCUGGUCCGAAUCAUCUCAAGAUCGGGAUCCUGCGCAACACACUAGAUUUCAUCAUCCAGAACGUCGGCCCACGAACUCGCAUUGCCAUUGUGACAUUUUCUGCAGGUGACGGUGCUCGAGGCCUCCUGCGCAAAACCCCCUUUCUCGCUGUUGGCAAGCAGGAAGGACGCAGGCGACUGGAUGCUGUCGUCGCCGAACUCGGCAAAGGUCGAGGCGAGUGCGAAGCGUUGGUCGAGCACCAGGAAGAUCGAGUGAACGUCGUCACUGCGUGCAACGUCGCGCUCGACAUCACGCUGCAGCGCAAGGUCAAGAGCGCAUUGACGGGGAUGAUAUUGAUGAAUGACGGCAAGGACGGAGCUCAGAAGCAGCACAUGGAUCUCGUCAUGGCCCGAGCCGAAGCGACGGCUGUUCCGAUCCACACCAUUGGCUGGGGCCGUUCCCACGAUCCUUCCUCCCUCUGGCUCUUGUCGAAUCAUACAGGGGGUAGCUACACGUUCGUCAAAGACUUCUACGAACUACGAGAAACAAUGGCGGGUUGUGUCGGGGGCAUUCUCAGUAUCGCAGCGACGAACGUCCGGCUUCACAUCUCCGUGCCCGAGACGCGAUGGCUGCGCAUCCGGAAAGCGUCGGGGGCGCCGAACGCGAUCGUUUCCUCUGCCGGAACCGACGUCGAUGUCGACAUUGGUGAACUACGCUUCUCUGAACGCAAAGAGCUGCUCAUCGAAAUUGAGAUGUCGUUUUCCGGCUUCGAGUCCGGACGAGAGCCAGCGGCCACAGGCAAACCGCCUCCACGAACGGAGGCGAACAACGCGACCGACGCUUUCUUCUUGCAAAAUGUGGGGAUGAACCCGUCGGUCCUAGAGAAUUACGAGUCAAACAACAAUUCCGAAGGAGACUAUGAAAGCAUGCCCGACGAGAUUGCGCUGUUCGAGGUGAGUGUGAUUCGGCAUUUUUGGUUCUUGCUUCGGGACUAUAAGGGGACUCACGAAGCUUCCCCCGACGGUCUCGACAGGUGAACGCCGCUUAUCGUGAUCCCGCGGCUGGUAUAAGCCUCUCCAGACUUCACUCUCCAACAGUUCUCACAGUCGCGAUCGUCAACUCGGAUGGCACCCCUUCGGCCCGCCUGACGUCCAAGAGCUCAGACCCCGAGAUCAUUAGACGCCGAAUGGAGCUGUUGACGAGCGACAUGCUUUCUCGCGCUCUGUUGCUGGUCACACGUAAAAACGAAGUCCAAGCCCGCCGGCUACUCGAAGAGACCAAGCGCAUCAUCUCGACUAUAUCCGGAACGCUCGUCAACUCAAGUGCGCCCCUCGCACCAGGAUCUCCAGGGGCCUGUACCGCUGCCCUGCCGACAGGUCUCUCGGCAAAACAACGCCGAUUGUGGAUUGCCGCGACCUGCUUUGCCGAGACGACGCUUGCCGCAUGCGCUGAAGACGUCUCGCGUGUGCUCGAUGGAUGUGCAGAAGGAAGUGACGCCUUUACCCAGCACGUGCGCUACGUCGCCGCACAAAGCACCGUCGUGCUUCGAGAUCAGCGCGCCUUUACGAACCAGUCCGCGACUGAACGUCUUUUUUUCAGUGCGGACCACGCCGUAUGGCUUGCAGCUCGUAGUCGAGACUGGGUCAGCUGCUCAUACUGA
This is a messenger RNA of Microbotryum saponariae, 4097 nucleotides long. Lineage: Eukaryota; Fungi; Basidiomycota; Microbotryomycetes; Microbotryales; Microbotryaceae. The record is from the annotation of a GenBank genome assembly.